AUGGACCUAAGAAUCAAUGAAAAAUUCAGAUUGGGCCGGAAAAUUGGUAGUGGCUCGUUCGGCAAUAUAUAUCUAGCCACAGACCUGGUGACUUCGGAGUCGGUAGCAGUCAAGCUGGAGUUGUGUCGGUCAAAGCAUUUGACAUUACAAGCCGAGAAUAAAAUAUAUAAAUUACUGCAAGGGGGAGUGGGCAUACCAUCCGUAAAAUGGUUUGGCUCUGAGGGGGAGUACAACAUCCUGGUGAUGGAGUUGUUGGGUCCGAGUCUUGAAGACCUGUUCAAUUUCUGCUCCAGGCAAUUUAGUCUGAAGACGGUUCUGUUACUUGCUGAUCAGAUGAUCAGUAGAAUCGAGUACGUGCACUUGAAGCACUACAUACACAGAGACAUCAAGCCGGAUAACUUCCUGAUGGGGACUGGCAAACGUGGAAACAUCGUGUACGCAAUUGACUUCGGUCUGGCAAAAAAAUAUAGGGAUGCACGCACUCAUCAGCACAUACCAUACCGAGAAGAUAAAAACCUGACCGGUACCGCCAGGUAUGCCAGUAUUAAUACGCACCUAGGUAAGGAGCAGAGUAGAAGAGAUGAUAUGGAGUCUUUGGGGUAUAUACUGAUGUAUUUUCUGAGAGGUAGCCUACCAUGGCAGAAUUUGAAAGCUUCGACGAAAGUUCAGAAGUACGAGAGGAUCAGUGAGAAGAAGAUGUCUACGCCCAUCAAUGAACUCUGUCGGAAUUUCCCGGCCGAAUUCGCUUCUUAUUUGUCGAUCUGUAGAUCACUGAAAUUUGACGACAAACCAGAUUAUUCUCAACUGCGACAGCUUUUCAGGAAUCUCUUCCAUAGACAGUCCUUCAACUACGACUUCUUUUACGAUUGGACGGUUAUGAAGGUUGUAAAGCUGACUGGCAGCCAAUGA
Messenger RNA from Helobdella robusta, 909 nucleotides. RefSeq lists its product as hypothetical. The transcript is spliced from 6 exons. The coding region runs from base 1 to 909 and encodes 302 amino acids. Gene Ontology annotation, molecular function: ATP binding; protein serine/threonine kinase activity. Lineage: Eukaryota; Metazoa; Annelida; Clitellata; Rhynchobdellida; Glossiphoniidae. Gene Ontology annotation, biological process: endocytosis; signal transduction; peptidyl-serine phosphorylation. The record is from RefSeq and is a predicted model, not a curated record. Gene Ontology annotation, cellular component: cytoplasm; nucleus.